AGUCAGGCUCUUCUUGAUAUCUGUUUCUCCUCUAUCAGCCACUAUAGGGACUGUGCGCUUUGUUACCCCGCUGCUGGGGCCAUCAUCCUUUAGCCUGCGACGUCCAUUCUUUGCAAAAAUGGCAGUGUUAGAGACGCAGCCUGUUCCGCAAAAAGCGCCUGAGAGCGCAAGUGCGGAGCCGCGGAAGAAGCUAUUCGGCAGAGAGUUCUAUGAGAGCAUAGGAAGUCCCAAGUAUAUUGUGGCGCCUAUGGUCGACAGAUCCGAAUUUGCCUGGCGCAUGCUGACUCGUUCGUUCAUGCCACCCGAUGACCCGAAACCAAUUCUCGCCUACUCCCCCAUGUAUCAUGCGCGUUUGUUCCGAGAGCAAGCCAAUGUCCGCUGGCAACAUUUCCAGCCUACCCGAGCCGGUCUCGACAAGAAUGACAAUUCUCUCUACCUUGACGGCAACCCGGCUUUUGACAGACCGCUUUUCGUACAGUUUUGCGCCAAUGAUCCCGAUGAUUUUCUAGAAGCUGCCCAACACGUUGCGCCCUAUUGCGACGCUGUCGAUCUCAAUCUUGGAUGCCCUCAAGGUAUUGCGCGGAAGGGCCAUUACGGAGCGUUUCUCCAAGAGGACUGGGACUUGAUCUACAAACUGAUCAACCGACUGCAUAAGGAGCUUCCCAUCCCCGUUACAGCCAAGUUCCGCAUACAGGAGUCGAAAGAGAAGACGCUGGACUAUGCGAAAAUGAUCUUGUCUGCCGGAGCUAGCAUAAUCACACUUCACGGACGCACAAGGGAGCAAAAGGGUCACAACACAGGCUUGGCAGACUGGAGCUACAUUCGAUAUCUGCGCGACAAUUUACCGCCAGAGACGGUCAUCUUCGCAAAUGGGAACAAUCUGAACCAUGAUGAUCUGGAACGUUGUCUUGAGGCAACAGGCGCGGACGGUGUAAUGAGCGCGGAGGGUAACCUUGAAGGACGCCAGUAUUGGAGGGGUAGAAACGGAAAGGGUGGAUACCGUAUCGACGCUAUCUUCCGCCGAUACUUGGACAUCAUCUAUCAAUAUGUCCUGGAAGUCCCAGUUCCAGAGCGGAAACCUCUCUAUCUUCCUUCAGAUCCCAAAGAGCCCGAGCAGGUGUCAUCUACAGGGCCAGGGGAAGCGGAGGCUGAGGAUGGCCCUCCGAAAAAGAAGCAAAAACGGGAUAAGGCGAAGAGACCGAAUUCUCCCAGUCUCGGAGUGAUGCAAGGACAUCUUUUCCAGAUCCUGCGCCCAAUGGUCUCGAAGCACACGAAUGUACGAGAUGCGCUUGCAAGGUCCAGACCAGGUGAUAUGGCAGCGUUCGAGCACACUCUCUUCCUCGUCGAACAAGCAGUCAAGGAAGGUCUCGAUGAAUACGAACAAUAUCCAGAGCGUUUCGAAGUGGCUCCUAAUGCGGAUUUGAAAGGCUCCAAGGCAACAAUCGCCGAAUAUGGCAGACCCUGGUGGGUUUGUCAACCUCACAUUCGACCUUUGCCGGAGGAAGCCAUGGAAAAUGGAGCCCUGAGGCCGAAGAAAAAGGAACUCACAGAGGAAGACAAAGCUCAGAAAGACGGUUCGUCAGAACAAAAGUUGACCUCGAACUCCAAAGCCGACUCAGUUGAAGCUGCAACCCCGGGCACAGCGACACCGGAUCGUCUGGUCAGUGGUUAGUUCAAUGGCUUCUUAAUCCUGGAGCCUCAAUCCAGCACAUGUAUAUUGGCCUUCAUCCGCCAUGACACAUGUCGUGGUCAUGAUAUCACGGUAAAUAGAUUUCACGAUUUUGCAUAGCGUUUUGUGUCAUUUGCAUCUCUCGAAUAGACACUUUGUCGUUCGAGCCAUGUCUAAUCAAUGCAUUCCAUACUCCUCAGACAUAGAUGUUUCAUGCUAUCAUAGCCAUGCAACUGGUGUUCAACCAUAGACCAAAAUGAAACUCCUUGAACUCCAAUCCCAGGCCAAA
Messenger RNA from Aspergillus novofumigatus IBT 16806, 1958 nucleotides. RefSeq names its product tRNA-dihydrouridine synthase family protein. The transcript has 3 exons. The coding region runs from base 119 to 1672 and encodes 517 amino acids. Lineage: Eukaryota; Fungi; Ascomycota; Eurotiomycetes; Eurotiales; Aspergillaceae. The record is from RefSeq and is a predicted model, not a curated record. Gene Ontology annotation, biological process: tRNA processing. Gene Ontology annotation, molecular function: tRNA dihydrouridine synthase activity; flavin adenine dinucleotide binding.